GGCUCCCAUUGCAAGUGAUGGCUUGUACGGGCCUCAAUAACUGCCUUACUGCAUAUGGUCUGUUCUUGGGGCGCGAGCCGAUUGUUACUGCACUCUGGACUAUCCUCCUGACUUAUAAAGCUAGCGGUUACACAAUGGCUACACGUACUUUAAGCUUAAAAUAAUGACAAGGUUAUACCAGUCGAGGGCGCGUAAGUUGUGCAUCACUUCUAUAUCAAUGAGAGGUGCUCCACAAGCGUCCGGCCUUGACAUUCUGGCCGGGAGAAUUUUUGGAGACGGAGCACUGUUUUGGGUUUCGCCCUGGAUGACAAUCUAACUGUGACAUUGUUUCUUACUGAUGGCCAUCUCAAAGGUGUCUGAUGACAUUUGGAAUGGUUUUGACUCCUUGGAUUGGGGUAUUGCUGAUGUGGCUGUGAUGUUUGGCGUUGGCUAAUGUAUUUUAUCACUUUCUCGGCCGGCCUAACAUUUUGCCAACAGAAAUCCGAAGCCCUGUCAUCCAGCAGCCCAGGACAUCAUCAGCGCCUGUUUGCCUUCACUGGAUCAUCAGACUGGGGUGACGGAGAUUGUGAUCUAAUGGCGGCUGUGUUUUCCUGAUUGAUGCAUCUUGUCCGCCCGCUCGUUGCCUUGUUUGCGCCUUACGUCGACCCGGGAAACGAUACACCGCUAGAAUCUGGGGAUGGGCUCCCAUUGCAACUGGUGGCUUGUACGGGUCCAUAUCCCGACAGGAGAUGGUUUUCGCUUGCUUGUCCUUAUGCAAAGGGAAGGGCCAUAUGAACCGUUUGCCUUGUUACGCGCCUUGUUACAUGCAUGCGCGAUUUUGGUACCGGCGCCCGGAAACAAUCAAGAGGUGGGCUGUCAAAAACGGCUACUCCGCUUGGCAGGUCCUGCUCAUAUUUUCAUCAUUUUACUGGUUUUGGCUGGUUGUCCGCAAGCAUAAAGGGAUAGGAGUGACCCUGUCUUGAUCUGUAUUUUGAUAUACUUCACUGUCUGGUCUUUCCCAGAAGCCUCUCGAACUCAGCCCCUCAUUAUAUCACACGAGAUGAAUGCAAAAGCACAACAGAAUUUGCCGCUCAGCCAUGAGCAUCAGUGGAUUGAAGAGCAGUCAAGCAACUCAAGAACACUGAAACCAGUGGAUCUUUGGGGAUUUCCAGAUGUCACUCGGUUUGACGGCUGUUUCGAAGUGCGGGAUAGAAACGAUUUAGUAUCAAGCAACAUCUUGUCAUAUCAAGGCGAGCAGCGAGCCAGCAUAAUCUCUGAUCAAUCGAGGCAAUUGUCUGCAUCUCUUUCACUUGCUUUCAAACCCCACUACGUUCCUCAAUAUCCACGAUAUUCGGACCAGGUUGAAGUUGAAGAGCAAAAUAUCAUUAAUACUGAGGAGCGUACUGAUGCUCAUGAGGAUGAGGUUGAAAAGCAGAUAUCAUACAGUGGUACAGCGCAUACAAAUUGGUCCAUGCCGACGCCAAUUAGUCUCUGCGCCACACCUUUUCUUGAGCCAAGACAGAACCCGUCACAGAGCAAUCAUGAUUUCCAAUAUCAUGAUAUUAUUGAAUCCCCAACACAUGGACUUGGGAUAAGUGGACCGACUACCACAAACUACGUGCAACCUAGUAUCUUCACUUAUGACCUUCCUCAUCCCGAUACACCGGAUAGUCAUUUUCCAACGGAAUCAAAGGGGGAGGGUUUGGCUCAAGACCUCUCACUGGCGCCACGCAACCUAGAACUGUAGUUAUGCGACCCGAUUCUGGAAAAUGCCAUGUGAAUAUUGCGCCAAACCCUGCUGCGCUUCUUAAAAUGCAGCGUGUCAGAAAAAGAAGUCAAGGGGUAGAAGUCUCACAGCGCCGCCGAUCCGGGUCGGCGCGAAGAAAUUCGGGGCGAAGGUCAAGAUCAUCACAGAUGGACCGCGAAAACGAUCUUGUUCAAUUAUUGAGCACAGAACGGAAUUUAUGUUGGAGAGAAGUUGUGAAGGUAGUAAACACUCAAUUUGGAACAAACUAUUCAGCGUCUUGUCUUCAGAUGCGGAUGACGCGUAUGAAGCAUCGAGCCGUACAAUGGCCUGACGAAGGACAUCUAUCAUCGCGACUUCCCUAACGGGCUUCAACCGUGGCGCAUACAAAACUGAAUUUUUCAAUGAAACUACCGUGAAAAAUCCGCAGAACCCCGCCGCUGCGAAAUCAAUCCUUCUAGCAAGCCUUGCAACUCCGUCUUUUCUCGUCAUUACAAUCUUAUAAGGCACGAAGAUACAAUCCACAACACCCUCAAGCAAAAGCUGCGGUGCCGCCUACGUACAGAGGAAAAGACCUUUUCUCGCAACGAUGCCGUGACACAGCACAUACGGGAUUUCCACCCCAAGACGAUUUGAUUUUCUGUCAUACAUGCGUCUUUUGUUUUCUUUUUGGAAAGUCUAAUAAAUCAAAAGGAAAAUUAGUUACCCAAAAAUAGAACUAUCUUUGCUUUGCACCAAUGAAGAAAUUGGGCAUUCGGAAUUAGAAAUUCCGGAUUUUGAGUGGCGAAUAUGGCCGCGGCAUCAAACGAGGAAUUCGCUCGUGCAUUCAAUCAUACGCGGCCUCUCGAGACCAUGUACAAUUAGGAUACCAUGACCACAGAAGCACGUACUGGCUGUCUCAGCCUUAUUUGUAAAAUGAUUUCGGACGUGUGGUUGUAUCUAGUGACAACUAACGCUGAAUCUUAUGAAUUGCAUUCUCCGUCCAGUGCAAUGUUUGAUUGUCUGUACUUUUGCGUUUUCCGCGUUGAACAGUUCAAUAGUCUAUGAAAGUUAGUUACUUCUGUAAAUCCUAUUUCUAGAUGCAUAUCAACAGGAAGCGUGGAAGACGAUCUGUAUUGUAAUAGUUGUAGUGAUGAUGAAGAAAUAGUAAAGUGAAAUGAAAUGAAGAAAUCAAACAAAGAGAACAAAGAGAACAAAGGGAAGAAAAAGAAUAACUUAACACUCUUUCAAG
Molecule: messenger RNA, 2954 nt
Organism: Blastomyces gilchristii SLH14081
Lineage: Eukaryota; Fungi; Ascomycota; Eurotiomycetes; Onygenales; Ajellomycetaceae
Exons: 3
Coding region: 1040-1726 (228 amino acids)
Source: RefSeq, a predicted model, not a curated record